UCUGCACUUAGGCUAAUCAGGGACGUUCUUGAUGUAAUGUUUUGUACAGCAGACUAAUUGAUCUAACAUUUGGCAAACACACUUGAUGAUAAUUUUAUUUAGUUAUGUAUUGUAUAUCCCUUUGUCAUUCCAGGGAGUGUCUUAAAGAAUGUGUCCUGCUAUUUUAAGUUUUCCCUCCUUGAAACACUGAGACGCUAUCAACCACAAGAUACAGAUUUUGUGUAGUACAUGAGGCCUCAGUCUAAAUGUUGGUUGAAGUGCCAAUGACUGUUGAAAGAUGUUUAUUCGUCAUGUCAUAGGGGUGAUAAAGAGCAAAUUAUUAUUAGCUUAUGAAGAAUGAAAAUCUCAGACUUUUUACCUUACUGAAUAAUUUAAUUCUCAAUAGUGGAAAUGAUAAAUUUUUGUUUCAGGAAAGCUUAGAGAAGAAUGAAUUUCAAGGGGUUGAACCUAAACUCCUACCUAACUGACUGAAAGAAUGUCAAGCGUGUCUUGGUUUUCACGCAGCAGCUUGUUUGGAGCACAAUCAGAAGAGAGUUAACAAAAUGAGUAACGCUGAUUGUGAUGCAAUGGUGCAUUCAUUUCUUCUUCAAGGGAAGGCAACACCACCUUACCAUGAUACCCAAGUUGCUGUUGUCGGUGGAGGAAUGGCUGGGCUGGCGGCAGCAUCAGCUCUGUCAGAGGCUGGUCUUCAAGUUGUCUUAUUGGAAGCAUCUGAUUAUUUUGGUGGAAGAGUGAAGCAAGUUCAGCCAUUUGAAGGAUUUGCUCCAAUUGAUCUUGGUGGAGAGUUUAUCCAUGGAUCAGAUAGUAUCAUAACCAGGACAGCAAAAGAAAAUGGCUGGGUUGUGCAACCAUGCUUCAAAUGUGAGGGAAUGGAGAGAGAAUACAUGUUUUUCUACAAAGAUGAAUUACAUCCACUAUUAAGUAGCCAUCCUGAUAUUCAGAAAGCCUGGAAAGCUUGGGAUGAUAUCAUUUUUUUUUGGGACAAGAUAUCUAAAAGAGAACUCCAUCAAAAUAAAGAAAAUACUGGUUUCUUUGAUACUUUUUCCUGUCGCAGAGACACGAGUAUUCAACAGUGGUUGGAGAGGUAUAAGUGUAACGAUGAUGUGAUGGCGGUGUUUGAUUCUAUGUAUUGCCAAACAGUAGCUGCUGCACCCAGCCAGAUGGGUCUGUAUGAGUGUGCACGUGAAGAAAAUGCUUGGACGUAUGGUGAUGGGAAUUUCAGGUUGGCGGGAUCGUAUUCUCUGCUUGUGGAGCAUUUCUUAAAGAAGUGUUCUGAAAUCGAGAAACGGCUGUGUUGGCAAGUGACAGAGAUUAAUUGGAAAGGUGAGAAUGGUAUGGAUAAAAUAGAAAUGCAGCAUGAGUCGAAAUCAGAUGGACAUGUUUGUCUAAAGAAUCAACUCGGCCAAACUCUAACCGCCAAAUAUGUGAUUAUUACUGUGCCACUGACAGUUCUCAAAGAUGGUGACAUAACCUUCAUUCCGCCUUUGCCAGUAAGCAAAAAAAGAGCCAUAGACGGAAUAGAAAUGAGAGGGGCACUGAAAAUUGUUUGUCGUUUCAAGUCACAAUUCUGGCCGGACAACUUAAACCUAUUAUACAGAGUACGGGGCUUUGUGAGCCAAAUAUGGAUGUACACACGUGACUCGACGGAGAGCACUGAGAAGUGUCAUCUGAUCGCGGGCUUUCAAACAGCUGAGCCCGCAGAAGAGAAGAUCAACCUCAGCGGACAGGAAGUUUUAGAUGAGUUUCUUCAAGAUUUGGAUCACAUAUUUCGAACUGUCUCCAACCCGCACCCUGCUACUGAUUCAUUCAUGGAUUACAUCUAUUACCAUUGGUCCAAACAUCCUUUCAUUCGCGGGGGGUACAGCUCUCCAACAGUUCAUGCGUAUGGCUUGCGCCACGAGCUUGGGCGCCCUGUGGGGGAUCGCCUGUUUUUCGCUGGUGAAGCCACGAGUGUGACUGCCUGUGCUACUGUCCACACUGCCAUGGAAACUGGAUUACGAGCCGCCCGAGAAGUUUGCAGUACCACCACUCGUGUUAUCACAGAGUGACUUGUGCCAGGAAAGUGAACAGUCCAUGACUGUUGAAUGAUCGUACGUCCAUAACAAGGGAGAGAGUGGUUGUUUCUUUUAGAUUGUUCUCAGUUGGAAAGUUCUGUGUCUUGAAGACUUUGAAAUUGACUCCGUCGUCUAUUUAAAAUUCAAGAAUGGUAUAGGUUUGG
Pocillopora damicornis (cauliflower coral) is the source of this 2218-nucleotide messenger RNA. RefSeq lists its product as uncharacterized. Gene Ontology annotation, molecular function: oxidoreductase activity. Lineage: Eukaryota; Metazoa; Cnidaria; Anthozoa; Scleractinia; Pocilloporidae. The record is from RefSeq and is a predicted model, not a curated record.